Messenger RNA from Colias croceus (clouded yellow), 784 nucleotides. RefSeq names its product prisilkin-39-like (gene CPG14). Lineage: Eukaryota; Metazoa; Arthropoda; Insecta; Lepidoptera; Pieridae. The coding region runs from base 106 to 699 and encodes 197 amino acids. The transcript is spliced from 2 exons. The record is from RefSeq and is a predicted model, not a curated record.
UCUGGCCGCGGAUGGUAAAAGGUACGACAGAUUACUAGCUAUAUAAGCGCUUGCCAUUCUUGGACACACCACAUACCUUCGAGCUUCCACAGUGAUCGCAUCAAUAUGGCUAAGUGGACCAUUGUCGCAUUGGCAUUAAUCGGCUGUGCCGUCGCCGAACCUCCCGUGGGCUACAGCUACUCCGCCCCAUCCUACAGCCAUGGCAGCUCUGGCUCCGUGCUCAGCAGCGGAGGCCACUACUCCUCCGUGCCAGUGGGCCACCAGAGCUCAGAGGGCUACCACAUCGACCCCCAUCUAUUGGACAAGAUCCGCCACAUCAUCCUGAAGGAUGAGAUCCAAAACCAGGCCUACCAAUCCUCCGGUUCCGGCCACGGUAUCUCCCACGGAAUCUCUUCCCACUACGGCCCACCCGCCCCCGUCUACGGCGUGCCCCACGACAGAAUCGUCGGCGUCGAACUUGAAUCCCUCCAACAGGGCAUCCAGGUCGCCCAAUACCACCAAGCCGUCGAAGACUACUCUGGCGGAUACGCCGGCGGCUACUCCGGCGGUUACUCGGGCGGUUACAGCAACGGCGGAUACUCCGGCGGUCACGGCGGAUACUCCAGCGGUCACGGCUCGUCCGGAUAUUCGACCAUCGGCGUGCCCUCCGGCUCCUACGGCGUCCCCUCUGUCUCGUCGUCCUACGGCGUCCCCCACUAAAAAAAUAGUCAAACUUGUGAUCGAAAUAUUAACUGUAUUAUAUUAGUUAAUAAGUUUCUGUAAAUAAAAAACUAUCUUUUUUAUA